Molecule: messenger RNA, 2097 nt
Organism: Fonsecaea nubica
Lineage: Eukaryota; Fungi; Ascomycota; Eurotiomycetes; Chaetothyriales; Herpotrichiellaceae
Exons: 1
Coding region: 1-2097 (698 amino acids)
Source: RefSeq, a predicted model, not a curated record
AUGGCCGGAGACAAACAAGAUGCUCGGGGCGCCUCGGAACAGGUCAGAAACGUCCAGAAAUAUCAAGCUGCAGCCGCCAAAGACGACGUGACCGCUCCAUCCUCGCUAUCGUCCACAUCCUCCACCGCCGAAUCUAAGAUGCCUGGGCGUGCCGAAUGCGGUUCGCCCAAAUGGGACAUCAAAGCCGAAGAACGUCACGACGAGCCUCGCUCUGCCGACUCGGCCUUGGACGAGCCCUCUGAGACUCGGAAGGAGUCUCCUCCAGAGGCCGAGCCUUUACCCUUAGCAGAGUUACGAUCCUCAACGUACGAGCAGUGGUGCCGCGGAGACCAUGACGCCGAAGACUUUGUCAUUGUCCCUCCGUGUGUGAGAGAUGUGGAAGUUGAUGCACUGGUCGAGGCCAUGUUGUACCCGCCAGUGACCAAGGAAACCUUGGAAGAGCUCGAUUUAGCUUUCAUACAGUCGAAUAUCAAUCUGCGCAUCGACAUCAACUUCGACCAUGACCUCCAUUUUACUCCCAUUUCGGGGGAGAAGGGAGAGUUCAAGAAGAAGGAAGCGAGGAGAUAUUGGGAUAGUCUGGAGACUGAAUUGAAGAUAGUCUCCCAACAUAAACCCCUGGGGUUUUGCCCUGAAUGUGAUGGCAGGCGCCGUUUGAGCUCCGCACCGCCAGUAACCUUCAAGCGAAGGUUACCUGUGUUGUUCCGGAAAUUGAAAGAGUUGCUCGUCAUCCUGAUCCCAGAGAGGGACCAGUAUCAGAUCAGUCAAUGUCUUGACAUACCUCUGCUCCUGCAAGAGGUAUCCCACGGCCUUUUAGACAUUGUCCGCUUGGCUCGAUGGCUCGAUGGCCUCCUCACGAGCCACUGUGCGCCAAUGAGAGAUAUCUAUGCACAUGAGAUGGCUGAACAAAUAGUACAGGGUGCAGAGACUGGGGAUCUACACACUCUUGUUCUCGGUAUCGAAAAGCUGUUUCAGUUCCUCGAGGCAAUGAAGCUGGACGUCGCCAAUCAUCAGAUCCGGAGCUUUCGUUACCUCUUGAUCGAUGAUACCGUCACGUUUCAGCAAGAUUACUUCAAGACGCGGGUCCGGCACGGUGGGUUCAAGAGCGAGGAGUCACGAGCAUGGUACUGUGACGCUCUUGAAAAACACCGACAGUGUCAGCUCGAUAGCAAAAGCACCAGACCGCUUCCAUCGGCUGCGUUGGUGCAUGGGCUACUCGAACUCUGCCUUUGCCGUGAUCUGGAGGUCCCAGCCACUUUUGCGUAUGACCGCAAACGCCUGAAAGAGAUCCGAAUGGACCUUCAAGACCUGAUUCACCUCGAGAUCUCUCUAUCCGUCUUUGAGCAAUUGCUUCGGGAGCAGAUGGAUCGUGAUCCUGCCUCGCCCUGGCCCGGUGCUUUGGAAAGCCGGGUGUCGGAGAUGCAUACGCUUUUGCGCAACCGAAUCAUGGAUCUGACCGACGGCGAUCUUGAGGGCACUCCCAUGCAAGAAAUCUGGUUGCGGCAUGCCGGCGCAGUUGCUCUUGAGCUGGCGCGGGCUGCUUUCCUCAUCUCGUCGGGUUCCACGUCUCCCAUACCCGACACCAUUGUCAGCAAGACGACGGCAAGAUUGGUCGCACAGUUUGAAGCAGAACAUCACAGCCAACAUCGUGCCAGGACGGUAGUACGAGUACUGGAAAGCGCAACAAACGAUCACAUGAAUGAUUUUCAACCCAUGACCAUACUGGCCAUCUCACAGGCGCAAAAGCAGUGGCAACAGUCUCGAGUAUCAACGCAACCAUGGCGCUCCCUCCCCGAGAUUGAAGAUAUCGCAAGAAGAGUAGCACAUAUUGCAACCGUGCAUUGGCGGGUUUGGGCGGACCUUGUUUAUUUGGAGUCUUCGGAUGGACAUGAGGAUAGCAGUGAUGAGACUGAGAGUGCUUGCGGCACAGUAGCUCAGUAUAUCACGGGCAGUCCUAUGGAUUAUGUACCACAACAUUUUGAAGAGGAGGACGAGGACGAGGAAGAGGAGGAGGAAGAAGGGGCAGGGAGAGGAGGGGGAGAAGGAAAAGAGGGAGAAAAAGAAGAACAAGACGAAGAAGAAGAUACCCAUUUCGAUUGA